Molecule: messenger RNA, 750 nt
Organism: Ruditapes philippinarum (Manila clam)
Lineage: Eukaryota; Metazoa; Mollusca; Bivalvia; Venerida; Veneridae
Exons: 2
Coding region: 43-354 (103 amino acids)
Source: RefSeq, a predicted model, not a curated record
AAUGCGCUUCAGACGUCUGACCUUGAGAAGGAAGGAUGACAAAUGGUUUUCCGCGCAGCUUCCGGAAAUGGCGAUAUCGUUUACGACGCGUGGUUAAAAGGAACAAAGACUAAUGCUGAUAAGCCCAUCUCGAUGAAAAGAUCGCUCGCUUUGCACUACCGUAAUCCUAUUGUUGAUAACUGGCCACAACUUGGUGUGAAAUACGUAAAAUUUGCCUUCUACGACGAAGAGAAAGAAGUUGCACACGUUAUUUUCGAUGGUGCGAAUAGUGACAUAAAGACCUGGUUCGCCAAACAAAACGUAUUGACCUCCAGAUCUGACCUCAACACAGUCAUACAAUUACUUUUCUAUUGAUGGUCAUUACAUGGUUGGUCGACAUGACAGGCGAUUCUUCAUCAAUACGUUUAACGCAAGAUGUCCAAAAGAUCUCGGCUACUUGGCGGUGAUCAACUCAGAGACCCCGGCAGUUUGUUUGUGGGACAAUCAUGCUACAUAUCCACAGUUCAUUUAUUCCUAGUUUACCUCCGUGGAUUACUGGAAUAGACGCAUGUUUGGUACUGCUGACUACAUGGCAAUUUUAUAAAGACAAGCGUUUAAAGCAUAAGACUAUAUAUGCCAUUCUUUAUUAAAACAAUUUUUUACAGGGUGUAUUAAGAAACCAUACAGAAAUCUAUAUUAAAACAAAAUCAGUUAAUUAUAUGUUAAUUUUAAAUGAACAGAUAUAACACAGAAGUGUAUAAAUAACUUUUU